Molecule: messenger RNA, 1958 nt
Organism: Asparagus officinalis (garden asparagus)
Lineage: Eukaryota; Viridiplantae; Streptophyta; Magnoliopsida; Asparagales; Asparagaceae
Product: pheophorbide a oxygenase, chloroplastic
Exons: 8
Coding region: 1-1833 (610 amino acids)
Cellular component (GO): chloroplast thylakoid
Molecular function (GO): pheophorbide a oxygenase activity; 2 iron, 2 sulfur cluster binding; chlorophyllide a oxygenase activity
Source: RefSeq, a predicted model, not a curated record
AUGGAUCGUGGUUGUUGCUUCCGCUUCAAGACUUGUAACGUAUCGUUGCCGACUUUUGCUCUUGUUUUCUCAAUGUGGGACGUGACGUGCUGCUUUGCUGGUGGCGUUUUAGGCCGUUGGGCUACGAUUCUUGUGUGGAUGAGAUUAUUUUGGAGAUCCACCGUAUCGCCCAAUGCCGAUGCUUUGCGUGCAAGAAAAUAUAUGUCAGCAGAAGGAAACAGGGGCAGAAAAAAUGGCGGCCGCUUCGGCUUCUCUCUCCUUCGUCGUCUCCUCUUCCCGCUCUCCUCCUCUCUCUACCCCUCCGUCUCCCCCCUUCAAAAGCCCCAACUUUUCCCGCCACCGCCGUCGCCGUCGCGGGUGGCGACGCCGCCGGCAGCUCCGGCUCCAAUAUCCGAAGAAGAGGGUGAGAACUUCGAGACCCCAGAAAUCGAAGAGGGAUCGGUCGCUUCUAGUUCCGACUCUGAUUCGUUCUCGUGGAGAGACCACUGGUACCCUGUGUCCUUGAUUGAGGACCUCGAUCCUCGAAGGCCGACCCCAUUUCAGCUCCUCAACCGAGAGAUUGUGCUGUGGAGGGAUCCCAACGCUGGAGGGUGGGUCGCUUUUGAUGACCGAUGCCCUCAUCGUCUCGCUCCUCUCUCUGAAGGGAGAAUUGAUGAAGAUGGAUGCUUGCAGUGCUCAUAUCACGGUUGGUCCUUUGAUGGGAAAGGUACAUGCACAAAAAUACCACAGGCUUCAUCUGAAGGGCCUGAGGCUCGGGCAACCCAGUCCUCGAGGGCUUGCGUGGCAAAACUGCCCACACUAGUCUCACAGGGAUUGCUCUUUGUUUGGCCUGAUGAGAAUGGUUGGGAAAAAGCAUCGCAAACCAAGCCUCCAAUGUUGCCUGAUGAUUUUAAUGAUCCCGGUUUCUCAACUGUGACAAUACAAAGAGACCUUUUCUAUGGGUAUGAUACGCUUAUGGAAAAUGUGUCGGAUCCUUCCCAUAUUGAUUUUGCACACCACAAGGUAACUGGAAGGAGGGACAGAGCGAAACCACUGCCAUUUAAGUUAGAAUCUAGUGGUGCUUGGGGAUUUGCUGGAGCAAAUGCAGGGAACCCUCGUAUAAGUGCUAAAUUUGUUGCCCCGUGCUAUUAUUUGAAUAAGAUAGAGAUAGACACAAAGCUUCCUUUUUUGGGAGAUCAAAAAUGGGUCAUAUGGAUUUGUUCCUUUAACAUUCCUAUGGCACCUGGGAAGACCCGUUCCAUUGUUUGUAGUGCCCGAAACUUCUUCCAGUUUACAAUGCCAGGACCUGAAUGGUGGCAGUUGGUCCCUCGCUGGUAUGAACAUUGGACUUCAAACAAGGUCUAUGACGGUGACAUGAUUGUUCUUCAAGGUCAAGAGAAAGUUUUUCUUUCCAAAUCCAUGGAGGAAUCUGCUGAUGUCAACCAGCAAUAUACAAAACUCACUUUCACUCCCACACAGGCUGACAGAUUGGUUUUGGCAUUCCGAAAUUGGUUGAGGCGAUAUGGCAACAGCCAACCUGAUUGGUUUGGCUUUGCCAACCAACAAUCCUUGCCGUCCACAAUGCUUUCCAAACGUGAGAUGUUGGACCGAUUUGAGCAACACACAGCAAAAUGCUCCUCCUGCAGAGAUGCGUACAAAACUUUCCAGAUGCUCCAGAAAUUGUUCAUCGCUUCUAGCGUGGUUUUAUGUGCAAGUUCUGGGAUCCCUUCUGCAAUCCAGCUGCGGCUUCUGGUGGCUGGGGCUGCUGUACUGAGUGCCGCUGUUGCUUAUGCGCUCCAUGAGUUUCAGAAGAACUUUGUCUUUGUGGAUUAUGUGCAUGCUGAGAUUGAUUGAAUAUACUAAGAAAAAAAAUUAUUUACGAACGUGUGUUCAUGUAGUUAUGUAUUAUAUGCAACCGAGACAAUUGUACGCAAUUUUGAUGGGUAUAGAAAGAUCUGUACGUGUUAAAAGUAUAUGAA